GCCUACUUUUUGGAUCCUAAAGAUAAACCGACCCUUGCCAUCUAAAGGCAGAGAAGACACAGACACAAACAGCAAAAUUGUCAACAAUCCAACUCAACUCUCAGACUAUCUCUUUCAAUGGCGUCCACUAUGAGCACAUACGUUGCUGGCUUCUGCCAAAACUUAUCAUCGACUGCAGGGCCCAAGCGAAGCCCUGGUGUUGGUGUUGUUACCAUUAAUGCAAGGCCUAACCGCUCAGCGGCUGUGGUGGUCAGGGCAGAGGGUCAAACCAUAAACCCAGAAAUAAGGAAGACGGAAGAGAAGGUGGUCGACUCUGUUGUGGUCACCGAGCUUUCCAAACCUCUUACUGCUUACUGCAGGUGUUGGAGGUCAGGGACUUUCCCUCUAUGCGAUGGAAGCCAUGUAAAGCACAACAAGGCUACAGGUGACAAUGUUGGGCCUUUGCUCUUGAAGAAGCAGUAACAAUUUAUAAUUGGCUUGUCUAUCAUGUUUUGGUUUCCCGUGUUAAUUUUGAUUACUAAAGACCUCUCUAGGGGAACGUUGUUUGUGUUGCUUGGUUUUUGAUUGGGUUGAGCUCUCUGGUUUGAUAUU
This is a messenger RNA of Theobroma umbraticum, 591 nucleotides long. RefSeq names its product 2 iron, 2 sulfur cluster binding protein (gene NEET). Gene Ontology annotation, cellular component: mitochondrial outer membrane; intracellular membrane-bounded organelle. Gene Ontology annotation, molecular function: 2 iron, 2 sulfur cluster binding. Lineage: Eukaryota; Viridiplantae; Streptophyta; Magnoliopsida; Malvales; Malvaceae. The record is from RefSeq and is a predicted model, not a curated record. Gene Ontology annotation, biological process: regulation of autophagy.